UAUUUGUUUUAUUACUUUGUGGUGUAUCGGACGAGAACAUUCGUGUUAGAAAUGCACUUACUUAUUUUCGCUAUAAUAAUACAAGUAUUGUUAGGAUAUACUGAAGAGGCUAUUCCAGAAAUUUAUAUCCGACAUUUAGGCAUCGACGAUCCAUCCGGCUUCACGAUCAGAUGGGAUCCCAUAGAAGUAAAAAACGGCACUGAUCCAAUCAUUGGAAUUAAAAUUAAAGUAUGGAGGACUCCUUGUAGGAUAAGGACCUUCAACCACCACGUUGGUGACCAAGUGACCAGGAUAGUUAAGUCUGAGCGUCUGAAGUUUAACCGCACCACUUUACCCGAUGAGUUACCAGAACUGGUGUCCAUUGUUAAGCCAGAUGAGUCGUCGCUGUCAGUGCCUCACGUGGACCCUGAGGUGUGGUACCAUGUACGCGCCAUAGCAUUCACAGCCACCGCUGAGGGACCUCACUCAAACCCUAUUCAGUUCAAGAUCAACACGGCCGAUGAGAAUGACAAGGAGAAGUCGUGUGAAAGAAUCAUUUCACAAACGGCUGUUGCAGAUGAAGACAUCGCACCAACAGUUCUUAUUAAGGAAAAGUCGUCUUAUGUUGAUUUUUAGGGUUCCGCAGUCAACAAGGAACCCUAAUAGUAACGCCAUGUUAAUCUGUCUGUGCGCGGUUAAGCUCAGUGACUCUUAACUACUAGAAAGCUGUAACAUGAGUAUAUUAAAAAUGUCGACAAAGUCGAAAACUAA
Messenger RNA from Bicyclus anynana (squinting bush brown), 750 nucleotides. RefSeq lists its product as uncharacterized. NCBI's taxonomy places the organism in Eukaryota, Metazoa, Arthropoda, Insecta, Lepidoptera, Nymphalidae. Bases 52 to 615 code for a protein of 187 amino acids. The transcript is spliced from 3 exons. The record is from RefSeq and is a predicted model, not a curated record. Gene Ontology annotation, molecular function: protein binding.